AUGCAGUUGGAUAUUGUUGCCAUUGUGGGUAUGCCUGGGCUUGGGAAGACAACAUUAGCCAGUAAAGUUUACAGUGAUCAUUUGGUAUUGUUCCACUUCCACAUUCAUGCUUGGUGUUAUGUCUCUCACGGAUAUAGCAAGCGUAGUUUGUUAGUUAAGAUAUUGUGUUGUUUUGACGGUGGGAACUCCAUCCAGUGGGAUUUGUUGAAACACUCCUUGCCAGAUGAUUGCAAUGGAAGCAGGCUACUCACCAGCAGAAUUCAGAAUUUAUCUUUGCAAAUUAAACCUAAUAGCAAACCUCACCACCUUCGCUGGCUCACUAAUAAAAGAGAGUUUGGAAUUGCUGCAGAAGAAGCUAUUUGCCAAAGAAGGUUGUCCUCCAACAUUAAGUGA
Coffea eugenioides is the source of this 393-nucleotide messenger RNA. RefSeq names its product putative late blight resistance protein homolog R1B-17. Lineage: Eukaryota; Viridiplantae; Streptophyta; Magnoliopsida; Gentianales; Rubiaceae. The coding region runs from base 1 to 393 and encodes 130 amino acids. Gene Ontology annotation, molecular function: ADP binding. The record is from RefSeq and is a predicted model, not a curated record. The transcript is spliced from 2 exons.